GGUGUUGAACCAAAACGAGUCCGGCUUUUCUUUACUCCAAACCUUUAGUUCCGUGGUGUUUUGACUCAAUUCAAAACAAACUUUAAAACGAGAAUUUGUAGUUUCUACUAAUGUAUAAAAGUAUUUUGUUAUAUAAUUUACAUUUAUAUGAACAUUCUAAUAAGAUAAAGUUUGUAAUAGAUGUAGAACGUGUACUCGAGCUACCAGGCUAAGUUAGGCUAAUGCUAACAUAAACAACAGCACUGAAGCAGCAUCUGAAGAGGAGCAUUAUCUCUAAAAACAGGUCAAUAUGGAGGAGGUGGAGCCUAAUCCCGGUUCAGAGGAGCAAACAGAUCCACUCCAGAAUCAAAAUGAUCAGACUGAAGAUCUCACAGCCUCCAAUAAAGAUGGAAGGAAUACAAAUCUGCCAAAUAAAGAUGUGAAAAGAGGACGAAAACCAGCAACAAAAGACAAGCCUCCAGCAGCAGAUAAUCGGCUUUCAUCAAAAACUUACCUGCCCGACGCCUCGGCCGCGCAGACCUUCCGCACUCACCGUUGCCCCAGUUGUCACCGCUGCUUUAAGAUGAGCUCUCACCUCAAACAACAUUUACGACUGCACUCCCCGGACCCAGCGCUCCAGUGCCCCACCUGUAAACGCCAUUUCACCAGCAAAAGCAAACUGCGCAUUCACCAACUCAGAGAGGCCGGGUUAAAGUCCCACCGGUGCCACCUGUGCUCGUACUCGGCCGUGGAACGCAAUUCCCUUCGCCGCCAUCUCGUAUCGGUUCACGCAGACAGAGCAGAAGAUAGUCCAGAGUUGAAUUUCGCGUGUCCGGUUUGUAAAGAACGUUUUGGUCAGAGCAAGUUGCUAAAAAUUCACAUGAAGUCGCACAACGUAGUGAAAAACAGCGCACAGCAUUUUUGCAUCGAAGAAGGCUGCUCAUUUAAAAGCAGUUUAUUACAUUUGAUUCAACAUAUCACAGAAAAGCACGCGUUCGCUCCAAUCGAAUGCCAGCAUCACGCUUGUACGGCCAUUUUUAGGACCAAGACAUUGAUGGAGGAGCAUUUUAAGAGUCACCAAGCUUACCACUGCCCCGACUGCGACUUCGCCUGUUCAAAUAAACGUCUUUUUGCGCAGCACUGCAGACAGGGGCACGCGGGAGGAGAGCAGUUUUCUUGUGAAUUUUGUGACUUUAAAACUUUUAAUUCAGUGGAGUUCGAGAGACACGUCGGGCAUUUUCACGCCGCGGAGAAGAUCCACAAAUGCUCCGAGUGCGAGUUCAGCACGGCGCAUAAGCGAGGACUGAAGAGGCAUAUGCUAAUCCACACGGGCGAGAAGGGUCACAAAUGCAGCGUGUGCGAGUUCCGGUGCAGGGACCGGUCGUACCUGUCCAGACACAUGCUCCGUCACGGCCACAGUAAGAACCACAUGUGCUCCGAGUGCGGGUACGUCACCAAGUGGAAGCACUACCUCACGGUGCACAUGAGGAAGCACAACGGAGACCUCAGAUACGGAUGUGACCAGUGCAGUUAUCGCAGUCACCGAAUGGACCAACUCAACAGCCACAAACUCCGGCACCAACAGAAAUCUCUGAUCUGUGAAAUCUGCGCUUAUUCCUGCAAACGCAAAUAUGAACUGAGUCAACACAUGAUUUCAAAACACGCCAAAAACGACCAACCCGCUGCCGUUUACAAAUGCAAGUUCUGCUCUUACGCCUCCUCCUACCGUCAAGCCCUCAAAAACCACGAGAACUGCAAACACACCAAGUCCAAGCAGUUCCAGUGUGCGCUAUGUGGCUACACGUCGUUUAGCGGCACUAGCUUGUUUCUGCAUAAACGGAAAACCCACGGAUACGUACCGGGCGACAAGGCGUGGCUGCAAAAUUACGCUUUGAAAGAAAAAGAGAAAAAUAUGACAGGAAAUUUUGAUGUUUUUUACAAUAAUACGACAUCUAAGCGACACAUUAGCGCUGUAGAUGCUAGCGAAACAAAUGCUAAAAUUGAUGUGGCUAGCGAUUUGAAUGUUAUAUCGCAAGAAGUAGCGCAUAAUGAUAAUUUUGAGAGCCCGGGUGAAGAAUAUUGCACGCUUGUUUUAACUACGCUGCCAAGCACUGACGAGCAAACUUCCACUCUGCGAGAAAGUAGUCAGAAUUCAACGGAUGCAGCGGAAAAUGAUAACAAAAAUGCACGCUUAGCAACUAGUUUUAGCUCAGAAGAGGAGGAAGGAGACGCUAGUUUAGAUGGUGAACAAAAUUAUUUAGUCAAACCAAACCAAAUUGAGGAGUUUGAAGAAAUUGAAAAAAGUCAUUGCUCGAAAUUACAAAAUGAAAAUACAGUAAAAGAUUUGAAAGAAUUAGAAAAGAUUCAAGCUAACGCCCUGGUUUUGGAUGGCCACGUGGAACUAUUAAUGUUACCAACGCAAAAAUCUAGCAAAAUUAACUUACUGCGGAAUAGACAAAAGCUAAACUGUCACGAUUGUGGUGCAGAAUUCAAACUAAGACGAAAUUUGGACAAUCACUGCAAAAAUAAAUGUAUCUCAAACCGAAACCGUGAAAGAAAAAUGGCUGCCAGUGAUGCUAGUUUACAAAUUAGCAAACUGAUUGACGGAGAAGUAGGCGAAGUUCCUAGCAACACUGAAACCAAAAAUUUAGGUUGUAAUUUCAAUUUGCAAACUGGGAACGAACCGCAAUCUAAUAUUUAUGCUAAUUCUGAUGGAUUUAGUAAAACAAUUCAAAAUGGAGCCAGCCUGUGUUCACAAGCUAAAACUACAAAUAUUCUAACAGUUGAUAACGACUGUCUUUAUGCUAAAGUUAACGGUAAAUUUGAAUGUAAAGAAUGUGGUUUUUCAGCUAUAAGGCUUGCAACGAUUGAACGACACAUCGCAAAUUGUGUAACAAAGCCGAGCAUGCAAAAGUCUCUCAAAAUAGUGGGAAAAAAUCGGCUUGAAGAUCUCGAGGAAAUUAGCGAGAAUACUGCUAGCAUAAAAAGUUUUAAUUGUAGCGUUUGUGAAUUUGUGGCAAAAUCUAUGCAAUCCUUAAAUCGGCAUAUAGUUCUUGUUCAUAAAAAAGUAGCUUGCAAUCUGAAACGACGCUUUUUACAACACGUAGCAGUCAAACACGACGCCAAAAGUCCGUUUCAGUGCCGAUUUUGUACAUUUACCACGAAACGAAAAUACAGAUUGGAAGAACAUGAAUCUAUACAUACCCGUGUCGGCCGUCGUACCUGUGAAAUUUGCGGUAAAACGUUUGGAUCUUUGAGCAAAUUACAAAAACACAAAUCGCGACUUCACGAUAAAAAUCCGACCCAUUUUUGCACGAUUUGCGAUUUUUCUAGUUUUUCCCGAGACGAUAUUAAACGUCACGAUACACGAUGCCACUCGGGAGAUAUGAAAUUCACGUGCCAAAAGUGCGACGCAAAGUUUAGCUCGCAAAUCUCGCUUAGCAAACAUUGCAAACGCGUCCAUACGGGGAGUUUUACGUGCAAGCAGUGCGAAUAUACAUGCGGUAGCGUCGUUGAAAUGAAAACGCACCACGUUAGCGCGCAUAAGUUAGUGAAAGAGACCGUUUUGAAGGAGAUAACAACAGCUAAGCACUCAAAAGCUAACCAUACGUGCCCACUGUGUCAAUUCACCGCCCAAACUAAGAAAACACUUGUUCAACAUCUGUCAGAAGAACAUGAAAACACACCGGACGACGCAAAGUUGCUUAAGUGCGGUCAGUGCGAGUUUACGUGUAAGUUCCAGGUGGUUUUGGAGCAUCAUUUGAGGCGUCACGGAGGGAAGCGGCUGUACAGAUGCACUCACUGUGAAUACUCGAGCAGAAAUAAACAGAAAAUCACAUGGCACAUCAGGACGCACACGGGAGACCGGCCGUACAGAUGUGAAGUGUGCGGCUACACGUGCACUGAACCGUCCAGGCUCAAGCAGCACAUGCGAGUGCAUCAGGAGGAGAGGAAGUACCUGUGUCCAGAGUGUGGAUACAAGUGUAAAUGGGCCACGCAGCUCAAGUGUCACAUGACCAAGCACACGGGAGAGAAGCGUUUUGCCUGUGCGGACUGUGACUAUCGCUCGAACCGCGCCGACGCCCUCCGCUCCCACCGCCACACCCAGCACAACUCCGACCGGCCGUUCAUCUGCGAAAAGUGCGGCAAAUCCUUCAAAACCAACUUCAUUCUCAAGUCUCACCAGCAGCAGCACAGCGACGCUCGGCCCUUCACGUGCGGCCUCUGCCAGAAAAGCUUCAAAUGGCCCGCCGGGUUACGACAUCACUUCCUGUCCCACACCAAGCAGACGCCGUUCUGCUGCCGGGUUUGUUCGUACAGGGCCAAGCAGAGGUUCCAAGUGGUGCGGCAUUUGAAGAAACACCACCCGGGAGUCACAGUGGAGGAGGGGGUGGAGCGGGAUGGAGAGAUAGGAGGUCUGACCAUAAAAGAGGCACUAGAGGGCGCCGCAGAGCAAAAGUGAUGCACCUGGACAUGUGAC
Periophthalmus magnuspinnatus is the source of this 4459-nucleotide messenger RNA. RefSeq names its product zinc finger protein 142 (gene znf142). Gene Ontology annotation, cellular component: nucleus. Gene Ontology annotation, biological process: regulation of gene expression. The transcript has 7 exons. Lineage: Eukaryota; Metazoa; Chordata; Actinopteri; Gobiiformes; Gobiidae. The coding region runs from base 290 to 4441 and encodes 1383 amino acids. The record is from RefSeq and is a predicted model, not a curated record.